AUGACAACAAAGAAACCAGCUAAAAAACCUAUAUGCAGAAUCAAGUACAUGGAGAAGCCGAUGGAACGUUUACUCGAUAGAUUGAGAUUAGGUCUUGCGAACUUGAGUUCCCCAGCUAACAAUAUGGUGAAAGCGGAUCAAAACUUUCCUGUGAAACGCAGCGUUUCCCGUACUCUCAUUCUGCAAUAUCCCUCUGGCCUCUCUGUUCAGUCAGUUGCCAAACGAAGCGCUCCUGCUUUCUGCCGCUACCUCUUCUCUUGCUCGGACCUCCGCCGUCCAGUCUGCUGCAUCGGCUGCCUCAUCCGGUGA
Dovyalis caffra is the source of this 309-nucleotide messenger RNA. NCBI's taxonomy places the organism in Eukaryota, Viridiplantae, Streptophyta, Magnoliopsida, Malpighiales, Salicaceae. The record is from the annotation of a GenBank genome assembly.